AUGGCUGUUAAAUCCGCCGAAGUUUCCGUCUCCGGAACCCUACAGAAGGAGAAGCAGAAUUACGACAACUUGAAAGGAUGCAAUUCACUGAUCCAAUGCUUCGGCGAAGAGAUUACUACUGACCGUAACGGUCAGAUGAUCUAUAAUUUGCUGCUUGAGUUUGCCCCUGGAGGAACCCUAGCUCAGCAUAUCAAAAACACAGGUGGAAAGGGGUUACCAGAGAAUGAGGUUCGGAGUUACACAAAAUCAAUAAUCAAAGGCUUAAUUCACAUGCACAAAUCCCAAUAUAUUCAUUGUGAUUUGAAGCCUGCAAAUAUCUUAUUGGUACCAAGGAAUACAAAAAAAGGUCGUCAAUUCGUGGCAAAGAUCGCCGAUCUAGGGUUGGCGAGGAGAACAAGCAAGACAAAGGCAAACUAUUAUUUGGGAGGGACAUUGUCCUACAUGGCGCCGGAAACAUUGAUUGACAGCGUGCAAGAAUCGCCGAGCGAUAUUUGGGCACUCGGGUGCCUCGUGUUCGAAAUCUUGACCGGAAACCGCCCGUGGGGUGCAACGGACGAGGCCGGGAUUGUGGAGCAAAUGACGGAGAAUCAUCAUGGAAUGCCAAAGAUUCCAGAAGGGGUAUCGGUAGAGGCGAGUAUGUUUUUGAAGAAUUGUUUUGUGAGGAAGCCAAAAUACAGGUUUACAGCGGAGAUGUUGAUGACUCUGCCGUUUAUGACGGCGGCCAAAGAUCAGAAACAAGAUUUGGAUUUCGUGACAACUCCAACAUUUGUGACAAAGAGGCCUAGGCAGAUUAAGAGACAAAGGAUAAUUCCAAUUAAAGCUAUGUGA
Messenger RNA from Benincasa hispida (wax gourd), 828 nucleotides. Its product is annotated as mitogen-activated protein kinase kinase kinase 20-like. Gene Ontology annotation, biological process: protein phosphorylation; signal transduction. Gene Ontology annotation, molecular function: protein kinase activity; ATP binding. The record is from RefSeq and is a predicted model, not a curated record. Lineage: Eukaryota; Viridiplantae; Streptophyta; Magnoliopsida; Cucurbitales; Cucurbitaceae.